Aspergillus tanneri is the source of this 897-nucleotide messenger RNA. RefSeq names its product class II aldolase/adducin domain protein. The record is from RefSeq and is a predicted model, not a curated record. The transcript is spliced from 5 exons. Gene Ontology annotation, molecular function: actin filament binding. Gene Ontology annotation, cellular component: cytoskeleton. Lineage: Eukaryota; Fungi; Ascomycota; Eurotiomycetes; Eurotiales; Aspergillaceae. Bases 1 to 897 code for a protein of 298 amino acids.
AUGUCCACUACUACCAUCACACAACCUGCUCGCCACACUAUCGUCGCUGAAGAUACCAUUCCCCCAGCAGAGAACAGCCCCGUCUUCCAGGCUUUGGCCCGCGGAGACCAACAUGGAAAGCUGAAGUUGCGUGGGAUCCCCUCCUUCGACGACCCGUAUGCAAAACGACAGUGGGUGCGUGAGCAUAUGGCAGGGGCGUUUCGAUUUUUCGGAAAACAGGGAUACGGUGAGGGCGUGUCGGGACAUAUUUCUGUUCGAGAUCCGGUUCUACCCGGCCACUUCUGGAUGAAUCCGUUUGCGAAACACUUCUCGCUGAUCAAGGCGUCGGAUCUCGUCUUGGUUGAUGCGAACGGAUAUGUUGUAGAAGGUGGGAACCAGGCCAUUAUCAACGAGGCUGGGUUCAUGAUCCACUCCGAGGUGCACCGUGCCAGACCGGAGGUGAUGGCCGUAGCUCACACGCAUGGGGUUUAUGGGAAGACGUGGAGUGCAUUUGGGAAGCCAAUUGAAAUGAUCACGCAGGAUGCGUGCAAUUUCUAUGGUAAGUUGAGCGUGUAUGAGGAACAUGGAGGCAUUGCGCUGGCCCAGGAUGAAGGGAAAGCGAUUGCCAAUGCGCUAGGAAAGGAUAAUAUUGCAUGUAUCUUACAGAAUCAUGGAUUGAUUACCGUCGGGUCGACGGUUGAUGAGGCUGCAUUCCUCUUCUACAGCUUGGAUAAAGCAUGCCAUUCCCAGUUGAUGGCCGAAGGUGCUGCUGCGAAUGGCGUUCCUAAGAAGAUCAUCCAGGACGAUGUGGCUCAGUUUACGGCCAACUCUGUCCAGGACCCGCAUAAUUUCUACCUCGAAUUCCAGCCGGAAUUUGAGCUGGUCGUGGAGGAAUCUGGAGGAAGGUUGCUGCAGUAG